This is a messenger RNA of Trematosphaeria pertusa, 1617 nucleotides long. RefSeq names its product glycoside hydrolase family 28 protein. The record is from RefSeq and is a predicted model, not a curated record. Gene Ontology annotation, molecular function: polygalacturonase activity. NCBI's taxonomy places the organism in Eukaryota, Fungi, Ascomycota, Dothideomycetes, Pleosporales, Trematosphaeriaceae. Bases 267 to 1334 code for a protein of 355 amino acids. The transcript has a single exon. Gene Ontology annotation, biological process: carbohydrate metabolic process.
CUCGGCCACCGAUGCACAUCGUCUAUUUUCUAUUCCUGUAGUGGCAGCAGGACCCUAUCCCGCUUUUAUAUUAAUUACUCUUUAGCCUGUUCUCCGUUUCCUCCUAUCAUUCCUUCGCGUUAUUCAACGUUAUACUCCAAGCAAUAUGCGAUCCAAAAAGGCCUGAUUACAGGCUUAUAUAUGGUAUACAUGAUGUGCGAUGUUUGCUAACCCGAACACACCCGCAGGACAAGAAUACUUGUAGACAACAUUGUACACAUCAAAGAAUGAGGUCCUUUCCAAUUCUUUCGCUCUGCUUCGGCAUUGCAAUCGCAUCUUCGCAAGUCCGCAAGCACGAAAUAUGCACCGUCGAAUCGCUCAACGACCCCCUCGCUGACGACGUGCCCGCCAUCACCGCCGCGCUCAAGAAAUGCGGUCAAACGGGCCGAAUCCUCUUCCCUGCAAACCAAACCUUCUCCAUCCGCUCGCCGUUCGACCUCUCCCCUUGCCAAGCCUGCGACUUCCAGAUAAACGGCGUCCUCAGCAUAUCUCGUGAUUGGGAUUACUGGGAGAAGCAGGCUGCGGUCAUCAACAUUCCGAGGACUACUGCGGCUAUUAUCCGGACCGACGGUAAUACCGGAGUCAUUGACGCCAAUCGAUUUGGAUGGGCUGGGGACGAGAGUCUCCUGGAGAGGAUUCCCAAGCUAUUCAGCAUCAGCGACGAAAGUUACAAUAUCUACAUUCGAAAUCUCAAAAUCAGGAAUGUUCCGGGCAUAGUCUUCUAUGUCAAUUCGAAUAGCUCAUCUGUCCACUUGGACGACAUCGACAUCGCAGAUGCGGCCACUACGGGGCUGCUGGUCGAGCAAGCGAAACAUGUGUACGUCUGGAACAACACGAUUCGGGCUACCGGGAGCUGCGUCACUAUCCUGCCAAACUCAACCAAUGUUCAAUUCGAGGAGUCCACAUGCAUCACGACUGGAACUACCACCACCACACCCAGCGGCAUCUGGCUCCGGUUUAUGGCUGGGUCCGGCCUUGACUGGAUCCACAAUGUCUUUGUGAAAAAUGUGAAAGCCAUUGGGGGUAUGAAAGUCAUCUCUCUAGCUGCAGAUCCGGGAGAGAACACAGCGCAUCCUAUCGAGAUCAAAAAUGUUACUUUCACUGGCAUUACCAUCGAAGGGCCGGCGGAGGAAGCAGUGUACGUGGAAGAGGGUCAAGGCCCUCUCUACGCCACAGAAAUCACAUUUCGAGACUUUGAGGGUGAUGUGCAGAAGGAGAGCGACUUGAGAUGCGGCAGUUCGGCUUCUCAAUGCGAGUUCAGCAGAGAAGAUUGGAACAUCACCGUUCAGGGCUGAGGAUGGUCGAACACCAAUCGCGCUAUUGUUCUUUCCACCCACUCCUCAUGAGGCUCAGUAUCUUCAUUCACCAAAUCUCGACUUCUUGAGUCUUUUCACUACAUAACUUCUUUGCCUUUCCAUUUCUCCCAACGUCAUCGGCCAAAUAUGCAACAUGCUACGAACGCUUUCACUCAACUGCCCGAAUCUGCAGUCACCGUCGGGAAAUUUUCGUCCCGCGGUUCGCCUAUUUACUGUUAUCCUGCUCGUCGACACCUCCAGAGACAACCUCAAAAGCACACGC